Molecule: messenger RNA, 1172 nt
Organism: Brienomyrus brachyistius
Lineage: Eukaryota; Metazoa; Chordata; Actinopteri; Osteoglossiformes; Mormyridae
Product: protein phosphatase 1 regulatory subunit 14B-like
Exons: 4
Coding region: 542-913 (123 amino acids)
Biological process (GO): regulation of phosphorylation
Cellular component (GO): cytoplasm
Molecular function (GO): protein serine/threonine phosphatase inhibitor activity
Source: RefSeq, a predicted model, not a curated record
UCCUUAAUUUUGAUCGGAUUAGUAAAUAGAUGUGAAUGCAAUAGUAAAUGUGAAAGUAAAUAAAUGUGUAGAUGUGCAAACUUCACACAGUGGAUAGAGAGGGAUACUUUUCUACUUUUACUAUCUUUUGACUGCAUAUCAAGCUCAGGUUGGUCGUGCAGCUAUUUCAAAAAGUACGUGCAGAUAAAGCAUCAGUUAAAUUCACUGCUUUCAGUGACAACACAUUUCUUAGUUACUCUCUGACAUUUAAUGACAUUUAAUAAUCUUAAUUCAUUACUCCAUUUAUAUAAUUUUUUCAUAGGUUAAAAUGUCAUCAUCCUGAUCCUUUCUCUUCUACCCCGACUAUCUGAUAGCUCUUUGUUCUCUAUUCGUAACACACACAAGAUCCUUUUAUUAGCAUCCUUCAUAAAGAACAAGGAGCAAGUGAGCGGGGGAUGGAGAGAGGAGGGAAAGGAGAAAAACAACAGUUUGAGAGGAACUCGGAGGAGAGCGAGGGAGGAUUCUCAGUUUCCUCUGCUGUUUCCCAAGGGACUCAACAAGCAUGACAUCGGAGGCGAGCUCUCAGCCCAGAGUGAUGUUCCACACCCAGGAAAAGGAGAAGGAGGAUGAGGAGUGUCCCCGGUGCACACUCGUCAAGCUGACAGUCAAGUACAACCGCAAGGACCUGCAAAAAAGGCUGGACAUUGAGGAGUGGAUAGAGGGCCAGCUCCACCUGCUCUAUGACUGUGAGGAGGAUGACAUACCACAGUUAGAGAUUGACAUAGAUGAGCUGCUUGAGCUGCCAGAUACUGAGCAACGAUCAAGACUGCAAGAACUUCUUCAAGAAUGUGCAAAGCCAAAAGAGGAGUUCAUCAAUGGACUGCUGUAUCGAAUGAAGGGACUUCGCAAGAUGUCAGUAACCUUGAAAAAGUGAGCGGAUUAGAGGGGGCCGAUUUUAGGGCCACCGUAAAUGCCUUGACCUCCACUAGACCCUUUUCUGGACAGAAGAUGCUGAUUUGGACUGUCUGCAUGGUCUUUGCUUAUCCUGUUUCUGUCAAGACCACAGAUUGCUCUAAAACCGUCAUGAGUCAGUGUGGGUCUCAAAGUGAACUAUCAGACAGUCAUUCUGUUAAUGUUGAUCGGCCAUGAUGAAUCUUUCUGUUAUACAUUUUUUGUUUUUUUUUGUCAAUAAA